This is a messenger RNA of Penicillium taxi, 591 nucleotides long. RefSeq lists its product as uncharacterized. The transcript has 2 exons. NCBI's taxonomy places the organism in Eukaryota, Fungi, Ascomycota, Eurotiomycetes, Eurotiales, Aspergillaceae. The record is from RefSeq and is a predicted model, not a curated record. Bases 1 to 591 code for a protein of 196 amino acids.
AUGUCCAAUACAACCUCGACGAAGUACUACAAAGUCGCAGUACUUGUCUACGAUGGAGCAGAUAUUCUCGACUUCACUGGUCCGAUAGAGGUUCUUUCGCGUGCAUUGCAUCAUCAAAACCUGGAUGAUAUCAAUCCAAUAUUUGAAAUUCAGACGAUUGCUCAACACAAUUUUAUAACAACCGCAUCGCUGAAGAUAGAAGCGGAUUUUCUGCUAGCUGAUGCUAGGGAAACGAUCACAAAAUACGAUAUGCUGCUUGUUCCAGGUGCUUCCCAAACCACUAUCAAGAAGCUUGUUGACAUCAACACUCCGGAAUUAGACUUGAUUCGCCGAUACGCAUCAGGAGAGUCAAAACGACCCCGAAUCAUACUUUCUGUCUGCACCGGUGCCUCUCUUCUAGGUGCUGCAGGAAUUCUAUCUGGAAUCACCGUGACUACUCACCGCCGAGCCCUUGACCUUCUACGAGAAACCUGCUCUCAGACUCUUAAUUAUGAAGAAUCAAAUAUAUUGUCUCGCCGAUUUGUUGAUGGAGGACUUUUGAAGGGGGCAAAUGUUAGGGUCAUAUCCUCUGGCGGGAAAUGGCGUCUUUAA